This is a messenger RNA of Hydra vulgaris (swiftwater hydra), 1544 nucleotides long. Its product is annotated as serine/arginine repetitive matrix protein 1. NCBI's taxonomy places the organism in Eukaryota, Metazoa, Cnidaria, Hydrozoa, Anthoathecata, Hydridae. The record is from RefSeq and is a predicted model, not a curated record.
UAUUAACUUAUUACUCCUAGCUUUACUUAACAUUACAAAGAAAGACUAUUCAGAUUUUUACAUGAUAUAUAUAACAAAAAUUGUGUAAGAAUUCAUUACUGCUAAUGUAAAAUGCCAAAUAAAGAAGACGAGCCUAUAAAGAAGCGCCAUUUUAAAGAAGCUGCUAUAGAGGAAGAUUCAGAAAGUGAAAGUGAAAGUGAUUCCUCGGAAAGCCCAUGUCCUUCUCCACCUCUUCUGCUUUCCCAAGUCAUACCAAAAAAUGGAGUUGUAGAUGAAAACAUACCAACCUCUGAUUUUAAAAAGAAAUAUAAUCGCGAUACUAGUCUUGAACAAGACGAUAAAAAGAAAACUGGAACUGUUUGGGAUCGCAAAGACAAAAAUAGAAGUCUAAGUCCCGAACGUAACAAACGAAGAAAUUCAAGUCCAAGCCCAAGACGCAAAAACUUGAGUCCGAGUCCAAGACGUAAAAAUUUAAGUCCCAGUCCUAGACGUAAAAACUCAAGUCCGAGUCCAAGACGUAAAAAUUUGAGUCCGAGUCCGAGAUUUAAAAACUCAAGUUCGAGUCCCAGACGUAAAAACUCAAGUUCGAGUCCGAGGCGUAAAAACUCGAGUCCAAGUCCAAGGCGUAAAAAUUUGAGCCCGAGUCCUAGGCGUAAAAAUUCGAGCCCGAGUCCGAGGCGUAGAAACUCGAGUCUUAGUCCGAGACGUAAAAGAUCUAGAACACCGCCGAGAAAAAGGCAUUCUAGAAGUCGAAGUUUUGAGCGUAAAAAAAAAUCACGGAGCCGGAGUCCAGACAGAAAGCGAAGAAGAUCACGAAGCGUUGAACGAAAAAAAAGAUCGCGUAGUCGAAGUCGAGAUAGUAGGCGUUCUCGUAGUCCUGAAAGAAGGCGAGGUUCUCCGAGAAGAAGAAGAAGUUUUAGUCGAAGUGUUAGUCCUCCAAGAAGAUAUUGCAGCAAAUGGGCUAAACCUUCAACUGGCCUAACAAGGGCUGUUUUACCAGCUAAUCCAUCUAAUAAAAAGUCAAAAGAAGUUUCUACUGAGGAAGUUGAACAGCGUUUAGCAGAACACUUAAUAGCUGUGAAAGAAAAAAAUGCUGAAGAAGCUAAACGGAUCAAUCUACCAGGAUAUCUUAACCCUGCCAUGAUCAAUGUACAACAGUUUAAACAAGUACAAGACAAACGAAAACUGCUUUGGAGUAAGGCUAAAGAUAAGAAAGAAGGAGCUAGUCAGUGGGUUGGGGCGUUCGAAGAUCAGGGUAACGACGAGAAGUUUAAGAGGUUAAUGGGUAUUCAAGGAAUACAAGUUGACGCCGCCAAAUCGUCUAAAAUUCAGGAGAGUAAAAAAGUAUUAGACAAUCUUGAAAAAGAAUAUGAAAAGUCUCGUGCUUUUCAAUUAUCGCGUGGAGCAGGCGGUAUUACGGGAAUAGGUCUAGGUUUUGGUUCUCUAGCGCAUUCCCCGUAAAAAUAAUUGUUUUUCCAAAAUUUGUAUCUCUUGUUUAGUGCGUUAGCCUUUUAUUUUUCUGUAAAUAUAACUUAUCUAAAUUU